CAUGAUGAAAGAACGAUGCACGUUUCCCACAUAAAUACUGAGGCAGGAUGUGAUACGUAUAGUAUAAGAGAAGCAUUCCAGGGAGCAGCUAGAGCCACCAGGAUUAGAGGUGUAGGAGUAAAUCCCCGCCAGAUAUCUGAAUAAAACCUGCUCCGCCACCGUCCCGGGAGAGGGUGUGUACAUUGUCCAGCAGGAGAUCGUGGCAAGAACCAGACCCAAAUAUCUCCCUUCCAGCCACCACCACCAUGUCAGAGAGCGACUGGGACACCGUGACAGUGUUAAGAAAGAAACCUCAGAAGUCUUCGCAGCUGAAAAGUGAGCAGGCUGUCAAUCAGGCCCGGAGAAGUGGCCUCCAGGUGGAAACCAGCUCAAAAUAUGGGGCGGCCACCAACAAGCAACACGGCACCUCCCUUAACACGGCCAAGCUGGACCGAGAGACUGAGGAGCUGAAGCACGAGAAGGUGACUGUGGAUGUGGGCAGACUCAUUCAGAAGGGACGGCAGUCUAAGGGAUGGACUCAGAAGGACCUUGCUACUCACAUUAAUGAGAAGCCACAGGUCAUCCAGGAAUACGAGCAGGGCAAGGCCGUGCCAAAUCAGAGUGUCCUCGGAAAAAUAGAGAGGGCCAUCGGGUUGCGUCUGCGAGGCAAAGACAAGGGCCAGCCAUUACAGCCACCCGGGAGCAAGAAGAAGUAAGAGUGAACCAGCUUCCUCAGGUUCUAUGUGCUGGAUACAGGAAGCUGUACUACAACUGGGCAGACCUGGCACCUACAGCUUACAGACCCUUAGUUGUCCUUAGGAAGAACACUCAUCUGUUGUACUGGGCUUAACUGGAGUUGUGUGUUGCUAUGGUAAAUUAACUUGCUUUCAGUUUGUAUUUUUAUAGACUUUUCCUCUCAGCCUUCAUUUGGAGGAGAUAAUUGCCCUCACUUGAAGGGAAUAAAGGGUUGUCAUUUGUCAAGACUGGAACUUGUAAACCAUUUUUUGAUUCUGUGUUUUGUUAAAGUGAAGUUCUUGUUAAGUGAAGAUAUGCACUGUUAUUUAUCAUGCUUGGAAGUGUGUUAUGAAAUCCACUUGUCUGAUGCAAUGAAGUUUAUGUAGAUGUUCAUUUUAAUGUCAACUUUUGUUGAUAUUAACUGAUUUCUUUUAAUGAUUUUUCUUUAUUUAUAUUUAGUACAUGUAACUGGCUUACAAACCUUAACUUAAUAUUUCCUUGUAAUUAAGGAACACUGUCAGUUGUCAUGCUAGAUAUUCUUUAUUUGCAGAAAGGCAAGAUAAGGUUGAUCGGAGAAAUUAACAUGUUGAACAGUCUCUUUACAUUUCUUGGCAUACUCGUGUUAAACCUUUUGUCAAUUUUCUAUGGUGUAUGCUGAAUAAAUAUUCUGGUAGUUGAA
Messenger RNA from Portunus trituberculatus (swimming crab), 1393 nucleotides. RefSeq names its product endothelial differentiation-related factor 1-like (gene mbf1). The coding region runs from base 246 to 695 and encodes 149 amino acids. The transcript has 5 exons. Gene Ontology annotation, molecular function: DNA binding. The record is from RefSeq and is a predicted model, not a curated record. Lineage: Eukaryota; Metazoa; Arthropoda; Malacostraca; Decapoda; Portunidae. Gene Ontology annotation, cellular component: nucleus.